Molecule: messenger RNA, 1734 nt
Organism: Striga hermonthica
Lineage: Eukaryota; Viridiplantae; Streptophyta; Magnoliopsida; Lamiales; Orobanchaceae
Source: the annotation of a GenBank genome assembly
AUGGCUCCUGCAUCAUCUUUCUCAGUCCCUUCAAUGAUAAUGGAGGAAGAAAGUCGGUUCGAAGCCGAGGUGGCCGAGGUGCAGGCGUGGUGGAACUCCGAGCGGUUCCGGCUGACCCGCCGCCCUUACACCGCCCGGGAUGUGGUGGCCCUCCGCGGCACUCUCCGGCAGAGCUAUGCCUCCAACGAGAUGGCAAAGAAGCUCUGGCGAACAUUAAAGACCCACCAGGCUCGGGGCACCGCCUCCCGGACGUUCGGGUCACUCGACCCAGUCCAGGUAACAAUGAUGGCCAAGCACCUGGACACAAUAUACGUCUCCGGCUGGCAGUGUUCCUCCACCCACACCACCACCAACGAGCCCGGCCCGGAUCUCGCCGACUACCCAUACGACACCGUCCCCAAUAAAGUCGAGCAUCUCUUCUUCGCCCAGCUCUACCACGACCGCAAGCAGCGGGAGGCCCGCAUGUCCCUCCCCCGCCCCGACCGCUCCCGCGCCGCCCCACCCACCGACUACCUCCGCCCCAUCAUCGCCGACGGAGACACGGGCUUCGGUGGCGCCACCGCCACCGUCAAGCUCUGCAAGCUCUUCGUCGAGCGCGGAGCCGCCGGCGUCCACAUCGAGGACCAGUCCUCCGCCGCCAAGAAGUGCGGCCACAUGGCCGGAAAAGUGCUCGUCUCCGCCGGAGAGCACGCGAACCGCCUCGUGGCCGCCCGGCUGCAGUUCGACGUGAUGGGGGUCGAGACGGUGCUCGUGGCCCGGACAGACGCGGUGGCGGCCAACCUCAUCCAGACGAACAUCGACGGCCGGGACCACCAGUUCAUAUUGGGGGCCACGAACCGGUGCCGGCCGCUGGCGGCGGUGAUGGAGGAGGCUGUGGCGGCGGGGAAGGGCGGGGCGGAGCUGCAGGCGGUGGAGGACCGGUGGAUGGCGGCGGCAGGGCUGAAGACUUUUUCGGAGUACGUGGCGGAGAAGAUUCGGGAGAUGGGCGGAAUCGGGGCGGAGGAGAGGCGGAGGAGGGCGGAGGAGUGGGCGAGGGAGACGAGCUGGGAUAAGUGUGUCCCGAACGAGAAGGCUCGGGAGAUAGCGGAGAGGCUCGGCGUGCGGGAUUUGUUCUGGGAUUGGGACUUGCCCAGGACUAGAGAAGGUUUCUACAGGUUCAAGGGGUCCGUGCAGGCGGCGAUCGUCCGCGGGUGGGCCUUCGCCCCUCACGCGGAUCUCAUCUGGAUGGAGACUUCGAGCCCGGACCUCGCCGAGUGCACCGAGUUCGCGCGCGGCGUGAAAUCGGCCUACCCGGACAUGAUGCUCGCCUACAAUCUCUCCCCUUCCUUCAACUGGGACGCUUCUGGAAUGACCGACCAGCAAAUGAUGGACUUCAUUCCGAAAAUUGCGAAGCUCGGUUAUUGCUGGCAGUUCAUCACGCUCGCGGGUUUCCACGCCGAUGCCCUCAUAGUCGACACUUUCGCCAAGGACUUUGCCGAGCGCGGGAUGCUCGCUUACGUGGAGAAGAUUCAACGUGAGGAGCGAAAGCACGGUGUCGACACGCUGGCCCACCAAAAGUGGUCGGGAGCAAAUUAUUACGAUCGCGUGCUUAGGACCGUGCAAGGAGGGAUUACUUCAACUGCUGCCAUGGGAAAAGGGGUGACAGAGGAGCAGUUUCAGGAGACGUGGACGAGGCCAGGGGCGGGGAAUGUGGCGGCCGAUGGAGGUGUGGUGAUCGCGAAAUCGAGGAUGUAA